This is a messenger RNA of Anopheles funestus (African malaria mosquito), 2608 nucleotides long. It is a transcript of the gene Trxr1, whose product is annotated as thioredoxin reductase 1, mitochondrial. NCBI's taxonomy places the organism in Eukaryota, Metazoa, Arthropoda, Insecta, Diptera, Culicidae. Gene Ontology annotation, biological process: cellular response to oxidative stress; cell redox homeostasis; glutathione metabolic process. Gene Ontology annotation, cellular component: mitochondrion; cytosol. The transcript has 3 exons. The coding region runs from base 421 to 2004 and encodes 527 amino acids. Gene Ontology annotation, molecular function: thioredoxin-disulfide reductase (NADPH) activity; flavin adenine dinucleotide binding; glutathione-disulfide reductase (NADPH) activity. The record is from RefSeq and is a predicted model, not a curated record.
CGAAGAGAGCACAACUAUCCGUGCGAUCCGGUUUAACGAGUACGGGCUUUAAAAGUUCCAGCGCCGAUCCGAUUCGGCGAGUGACAUUUUGUUUGCUUUAUUGUGGCCACAGCUGAGCGUGUGUGUGUGUAUUUAGUGAAAUAAUAUCAGAAAAAGGUCCAUUAAACAAGCUAGCAGUCGUCUUAAUAGACCAAAACACAUAACGUUAUAUUCUCUACAUCCACAUUAUUACGAAAUUCAGCAGCAGGUUUCGUUUGCGUUCGGCGCCAUUGAACGUGUGUUGGCUUUAUCUACGAAAUUUCCGAUUAGUGUGUGUGGUGAGGAGAUACGAAUACAAAAAAAGCAUUAUCAUCAUCGUCGGUCGUCGCCAUCAUUAUCGUACAAACGCACACCUACAUACGCAUAUACACAAAAACAGUGAUGGCGACCGCCGUGUUUACGAGACCCGUGCGGAGCCUUAUAAAUGUAGUACAGUGCGUGCGACUGGUUGGUACAAAGGCCACCGUUAAGUUAGCAAAAGAAAACUACGAGUAUGAUCUGGUGGUGAUUGGUGGCGGUUCCGGCGGUUUGGCCUGUGCCAAGCAGGCGGUACAGCUCGGCGCCAAGGUGGCCGUGCUGGACUUUGUCAAACCGUCACCGCGCGGUACCAAGUGGGGACUCGGCGGUACCUGCGUGAACGUUGGUUGCAUUCCGAAGAAACUGAUGCACCAGGCGUCACUGUUGGGUGAAGCGAUACACGAUUCGCAACCGUACGGCUGGAAGCUGCCGGAACCGGAAUCGAUCCGGCACGAUUGGGCCACGCUGACCGAAUCGGUGCAGAACCACGUGAAGUCGGUCAACUGGGUGACGCGGGUAGAUUUGCGCGACCAGAAGGUUGAGUACGUUAACGGGCUCGGCUACUUUAAGGACGAUCAUACGGUGGUGGCGGUGAUGAAAAAUCAAACCGAGCGGGAGCUGCGUGCGAAGCACGUAGUAAUUGCGGUCGGUGGACGGCCCCGCUAUCCGGACAUUCCUGGUGCGGCUGAGUACUGCAUCACGAGCGAUGACAUCUUCAGUCUGCCAAAUGCACCGGGCCGAACGUUGCUGGUCGGUGCGGGCUAUAUCGGGCUCGAGUGUGCCGGGUUUCUGAAGGGACUCGGUUACGACGUAACGGUGAUGGUACGCUCUAUAUUGCUGCGUGGGUUUGACCAGCAGAUGGCUACCCUGGUUGGUGAUUCGAUGGUGGAGAAGGGCAUCCGUUUCCAUCACCGUACCCGACCGCUGGCGGUGGAGAAGCAAGCCGAUGGUCGAUUGCUGGUGCGUUACGAAACAGAAGGUGAAGGGGGCGUUACCAAUGCGGAGGAUGUGUACGAUACGGUGCUGUUUGCGAUCGGACGUCAGGCGGAAACUGGCACGCUGAAGCUGUCGAAUGCGGGCGUCACGACGGCAGAAUCGGGCAAGUCGGACAAGAUCGACGUGAACGAGAUCGACCAGACGAAUGUGCCGCAUAUCUACGCGGUCGGUGACGUGCUGUACCGGAAGCCGGAACUGACGCCGGUUGCGAUCCAUGCUGGGCGUAUCAUUGCGCGCCGCCUGUUCGGUGGUUCCGAGGAGCGGAUGGAUUAUGCCGAUGUGGCCACCACCGUGUUUACGCCGCUCGAGUACGGUUGCGUGGGGCUUAGUGAGGAGGCAGCGGAAGCCGCCCACGGCAAGGACGGAAUCGAGGUGUACCACGCCUACUACAAGCCGACCGAGUUCUUCGUGCCGCAACGCUCCGUACGCUACUGCUACCUGAAGGCGGUGGCCCUGCGCGAAGGCAAUCAGCGCGUGCUCGGGCUACAUUUCCUCGGUCCAGCCGCCGGUGAGGUAAUUCAAGGUUUUGCCGCCGCACUCAAGUGUGGCCUCACGAUGCAGAUACUGCGCAAUACGGUCGGUAUACAUCCGACCGUUGCAGAGGAAUUCACCCGGCUGGCCAUCACGAAGAGUUCCGGCUUGGAUCCGACACCGGCUACCUGCUGCAGCUAGAAAGGGGGACUGCACACAAAAACCCUUUCUAUUUCUUUGUCCUUUCGUUUAUUAUCGUUUCUAUUGCUCAUUGGCGGGGAUGUUUGAUAAAAUUGAUUAGUCGCACACGUUGCAUCCCACGAUUCGCAGAAAAGAUUACAAGAAAAAUUUUGUUUAGCAAGAGCAAAGGAGAGUUUCGUCCUGUUGAAACAAAAACGGUUUGUUCCCAUCGCUGUGAGAUUGUUGUGUGUAUUCGCUCAAUCUAAUUGAGCGGAUAUUGAAGACUGUGUGUGUGAUUUGUUUUGUGUGGUGAACAAGCAGGACGAAACCCAGGAUGGAAAAAAGAGAAGACAAAAAACAGCCUGAGGAACAUUUUUAAAAACAUCAUUAGUUAGACACAGGUGCCCUUAGGGCAGCAGGAUUUGGAUCUGUACUAUUAGGUGCGUGGAUAGAGAGGCUAAAAGAAGGAUAGACAGCGCAUUCUGCAGAACCCCGCAGAACGCAAAUGACAAGGCACGAAUUAGGUACACCGAACAUCACUUAUUCUUCUUAUUCUCCCGCCAAUGAAUUUUCAUCAGUAUCAACAACAACAAAACAAAACAAAAACAUCAAACAGGAAACUCAA